This is a messenger RNA of Monodelphis domestica (gray short-tailed opossum), 750 nucleotides long. The record is from RefSeq and is a predicted model, not a curated record. Lineage: Eukaryota; Metazoa; Chordata; Mammalia; Didelphimorphia; Didelphidae.
GGCCCGGCAGGGGCAGCCGGGCGGAGUGGGGGCGGGGAGAUAAGCAGCCGCCAGCGUCCUUCUUACUUCCCUUAAGCCCCGCGGCUGACCUGACCCCAGCCCUGCUGUUCCCUGGGCGCGGGUGGCACUAAGCUGAUUUUCUGGAUCCUCCUCAGGGCUGGAUGUGAGCGCCCGCAUGGCUGCCAAGAAUGGGGGCGAACCCAGGAAGGCAGAGGCCAGCCAGGGCGGGGGGGCGGAGGAGGCUCCCCCAGGGGAGGCCACCAGAGCCAAGGAGGGGGGGAUCCCCAGAGAGCAGAGCAGAAGGAGAAGCAAGAGAGAAAAGGGGCGCAGAGAGUCCCAGAAAGGCAGGCACGGAGACUCCGGGGAGAAGCCCGCUCUCGGGGGCCACGAAGCCCACAAGAACGGGGGGGCCUCCGCUGAGGGGGAGGCCGGGCCCGGCGAAGGCUCCCAGGCUGCCCUGGCUCCCGGCCCCCGAAGGCUGUCCCAUCGGCACCGGGGCGACUCUCAGCACGACCCUGCCCACAAGGCUUACUGGCCCCUGCUGAACAGUGUCUUUGGCAAGGUGAGGGCCCGGGCCCUGGGAUUGUGGGGGUGGGACUAACUGGGGCCCCCCGCCACACCCAUACCCUUUGCCCUGACCCCCCCAUCGCAGGUCUCUGGAAGGGACGAGGGCCCGGGACUGGGGAGGAGGAGAAGGCUGGGCGCAUGGCGCCGCGGACCCUUGGGUUCUGACCUGGGCCAAUGUGACGU